UCAGUCGAAUUUGCGCUGUUCACAUGUUUAGAAGUUUGAAAUAUAUUCCUCCAUGUAGCAAUAGCUAGCCGGGAAUUCUUUUCUGAUAUAAAAUCAACAAUUAAUUUGGAAAUAUAAAUAGGAUUUGACAAUGUAUGCGAUUUUCGGAAUUGUCUUAAUCAAAGUAUAACCGUUAUGCAAAUAAUUUAGUCACACGAUGACGGAAUACAAAACGGAGUUUUAUCCAAACUGUGACAGCAACGUCUGGUUGAGAUCCUGCGAGGUGGAAGUGACUGAUCCUCUCGACGGUGUGAUUACUGGAGAAUUUCCAUCGUGGCUGCAAGGCACUCUGCUGAGGAACGGGCCCGGAUCGCUUAAAGUCGGUUCCAUGAGGUUUCAGCAUUUGUUUGACAGUUCCGCUCUGCUGCACAGAUUUUACAUUCACCACGGUCACGUGACCUAUCAAUGCCGCUUCCUACAAUCGAACACGUAUAAGAAGAAUCACGCCGCGAAUCGCAUCGUGGUCGCCGAGUUCGGCACCGCGGCUGUGCCUGAUCCUUGUCACACUAUUUUCCAUAGGAUCGCUGCACUGUUCAAGCCAGGAGAGUCCAUUUCAGAUAAUGCAAUGAUUUCACUUUAUCCCUUCGGAGAUGAAAUAUACGCCUUUACGGAAGGACCAGUCAUUCAUAGAAUUGAUCCUGUAACACUUGAUACAAUGGAAAGGAAAAAUUUAUCGGAAAGUGUAGCUCUUGUCAACCACACUUCCCACCCUCAUGUCACGUCCAGCGGUGAUGUUUACAAUGUCGGUAUGUCCGUCGUGCGAGGUCGAUUACGACACGUGGUUGUUAAAUUUCCCUUCACUGAAAAAGGAGAUAUGUUCGCAGAAGCGCAUAUCGUCGCCAGCUUGAUGCCGCGUUUGUCGAUGAAUCCGGCAUACAUGCACACGUUCGGAGUCACGGAGAAUUACUUCGUGAUACUGGAGCAACCGUUGUCAGUGUCUCUCGUUGGUCUAGUAAAGGGUCAAUUAACGAACCAGCCUCUUUCUUCGAGUCUGCACUGGUAUCCGGAACAAGAGACUCACAUUGUAUUAUUAGGUAGGAAAAGCGGCAAGGAAGAAAGAAGGUAUCGAACGGAGACGCUGUUUUUCCUGCAUAUAAUAAAUUGUUUUGAGAGAGAUGGUAACGUUGUGGUCGACGUCUGCGCCUACAAAGACGCUAAAGUUAUAGACGCGAUGUAUAUUCAUGCUAUUGAAUCAAUGCAAAGUAAUGCUGAUUACGCUGAAUGGUUUCGCGGAAGACCUAAGCGUCUCGAGAUGAGCCUGGCCGCCCCUCCGCUGACUAGAGUGGAACCUAAGCUGCUGGCGGAUCUAGGUUGCGAAACCCCUAGAAUACACUACGAUUUGCAUAAUGGCCGAGCAUAUAGAUAUUUCUAUGCCAUCAGUUCCGAUGUGGACGCUGAAAAUCCUGGAUCGAUUAUCAAGGUGGAUACAGUGACAGGCGAAACGAAGUCGUGGUGGGACAAAGACUGCUACCCCAGUGAACCAAUUUUUGUCCCCAGUCCUCAGGCUAAGGAGGAAGACGAGGGCGUGGUGCUGAGCGCGCUGGUGUCGGGCGCGGACGAGUGCGAGGUGUGCCUGCUGCUGCUGGACGCGCGCGAGCUGCGGGAGCGGGCGCGCGCGUACUUCCGCACGCCCUCGCCCGCGCCCAAGUGUCUGCACGGCUGGUUCCUGCCGCAAGCCGUGAAUGAGCGAUUACUUACACUGUAACCAAAAAUGUAGAGA
Messenger RNA from Vanessa tameamea, 1759 nucleotides. It is a transcript of the gene ninaB, whose product is annotated as carotenoid isomerooxygenase-like. The coding region runs from base 197 to 1744 and encodes 515 amino acids. Gene Ontology annotation, molecular function: beta-carotene 15,15'-dioxygenase activity; carotenoid dioxygenase activity. NCBI's taxonomy places the organism in Eukaryota, Metazoa, Arthropoda, Insecta, Lepidoptera, Nymphalidae. The record is from RefSeq and is a predicted model, not a curated record. Gene Ontology annotation, biological process: retinal metabolic process; carotene catabolic process. The transcript has 14 exons.